Molecule: messenger RNA, 7565 nt
Organism: Blepharisma stoltei
Lineage: Eukaryota; Ciliophora; Heterotrichea; Heterotrichida; Blepharismidae
Source: the annotation of a GenBank genome assembly
AUGAAAUCUGGCACGGUAACUUCAAAAACAAUACCAUUAGACACCUUUAGUGAGUUCUCAGAAGAGACUGUUCAGUCGUUUCCUUCACUGCUAUCCAUAGAAAGCAUCUUAAAAGGUUUGCCUGACUAUGGUAGGCCUACGAUUUUGAAGGAAGCUUCCCACUCUAUAAUAACUCGUCGAAAUUUCUUAUAUUGUGGAAUCAUUGAUGGCUCAAUAAAAAUUUAUAGUUUAGAAGAGAAAUCAUGAAUAGGGAGCCUUCAAGGCCACAAUGACCAAAUUUUGCUACUUAAGCUUUCAAAAGAUGGAAGUUACAUGUGCUCACAUUCAAGGGACGGGACCGUGCGAAUAUGAAAUCCAAGACUAAUGCAACACAUUGCAGUAUUAGAAGGCAUACAUAUGGUAAAUGACCUGGGAAUUACAAAUGAUAAUAAAUUGUUAGUCACUGCAUCUACAGAUUCAGGACUCAUUAUAUGAAAUUUAGAAGACGGCCAAAAGUUAAAAAAAUUAGAAGGCCACAGUGAAGUAAUCAUUUGUAUCCAAAUCACAAAAAACAAUUUUUUAUUUUCAGCAGGAGAAGAUAAAGCUAUCAGAGUGUGGAGCUUAGAAACCAAAUUUUUAAUUGCAAUUUUGGAGGGUCACACUGAAAAUGUCAAUUGCUUAAAGCUAACUAGCCAAGAAAACUGGGUCUUAUCGUGCUCCAAUGAUGGAACUAUAAGGUUCUGAGAUGUUGCUGAAACUCGCGUUGAGGCUGUUAUUCACACAGGAAUGAAAAAUAUCCCAAGCAUAAAAAUCAGCAAAAACGGAAAAUAUUUUGCGUUUGCAAGAGAACAGAUUAAAAUAUGAGGACUUUUGAAAAGGAAAGAAAUAGCUUCAUUUAAAUUGGAUUUGCAUGAUUAUGUUGAGGAUAUCAAGUUUUCAAGAGAUUCACGAUUUUUAAUCGCUGGAUUAUUUAGUGGGUCAAUAAAAAUAUACAAUAUAAAGCUAGCAGCUGAGGUGGAAAGCUUGAAAUUGCAUGAUCAGUCCAUUCUUACAUUAUGUGAAACUGAUGAGAGAAAUUGACUUAUUGCAAAUACAGUAGAAAGCAUAGGAAUUUGAAGUCUGGAAAAAAAUGACUUCAGUUUGGCUUCAAACGGUGACUUAGACAGUAGAUUUUUGAAAGAAUUUGAAUAUAUUCAUAUUGCAGCUGAUGGCCAAAACUUUUUUUCAAGUAUAUGUGAUACUUCAAUUAUUUGCUGGGAUGCUAUCGAAAAUUGCAAAAUUGGCUCGCUGCAAGGCCAUCAUAGUAAAAUCAAAUGCCUAGAAAUCACUAAAGAUGGGGAAUAUUUGAUAUCAGGAAGUUAUGGAGAAAUUAAAGUAUGAAACGUUGAAAAUAGAAAAUGAAUUACAGAUUUAUCAGGAAAUUUAGCUUCGAUUUUAGUAUUAUUUGUGACAGCAGAUAUAGAAAUUUCCCAUAGAUGGCGCUGUUUGCCCUUGAUUUGCCCACUGGGGACAUUUUUUGGUUCGACCAGUACAAUAUGGUUUGGUCAAACCAAAAAAUUUUCCUCACGGACAAAUCAAGGGCAAACAGCGCCAUCUAUUGGAAGUUUCUAUAAUAAAUAUUUACUGUCUGGCUCAAAAGAUAAGUUCAUUAAGGUUUGAAGCAUAGGAAACUGAAAUGAAAUUGCGUCUCUAGAAGGUCAUGGGUCUGAUGUGCUGUGUAUAGAAGAAACAAAGGAUUUUGCCAUUUCAGGAGGAGCAGAUUGCCAGAUUUGUUUGUGGAAUAAAAAUCAGUGAGAUUUAGAUGGAAUCCUAUUCGGCCAUUCAAAAGCGAUCUCUUGCUUAAAAGUGUUUUCUAAUAUGAGAUUUCUUAUAUCAGGGUCAGACGAUAAAACUAUUAGGAUUUGAAAUAUUUCAAUAAAAGCUCAAAUUGCUGUAAUAAGUGGCCAUACUGAUGCUAUAAAGUGCCUAAAAUUGACUAAAAAUGAAAAAUAUGCAGUUUCAAGCUCACUUGACAAAACUAUCAAAAUAUGGGACAUUGAUGAAAGAAAAGAAAUCGUGAGUUUGGACAAUUCUGAUGUAGCGAACUGUAUAGAACUAAUUGAUAAUGAUAAAUUUAUUAUAGCUGGUCUAAAUGAUGGGAAAAUGAUUUUAUGGAGCUUUGUUGAUUGAAAUAAAAUAGCCACAAUAACAGACCACAAAAGACCCAUCAAACUAGUAAAAUCACCUUAUGAAGAUUGGAAAAUUAUUGCAGGCUCCCGACAAAAUGUUGAGGUUUAUGAUCUCCAAAAGUUGAUCAGCCACCCUACUCAAUUGAAAGAAAUAUCCACUUAUUCUGAUAAGUUAUACAAAACUAUGACAAAAAUAUCAAUUAAAAAGGUCAUUAGAGCAGAAGAUGAUGAAAGUAUUAAAAGAUUUUCUGAUAUCACGAUUUAUCCACUCAGGAUAAAUUGCUUGCAUUAUUAUUGCUAUUUUGAUAAUAUUUCUUGUCUAAGUAAAGUACUUAAUUAUGAGCCGCCUAUUAUCAGAGAUUUGAAUGGCUCAAGCCCGCUUACAUAUGCAAUUACUAACUCCCCCUGUUUAACUUGAAACAAAGCUUCGCUAAAAUUUACUUUAAUCCCUUUAAACAGGAACAAAUUUUAUUGGUAAAAAUGCUAAUUUUUUAUAAAAUAAGUUUUGACCUAAUUUAAUGAAAAAGUGUAAAAAGAAUAGAUAAUUUUUUUGAUUUAUUCUUCAUAAAAAUAAAUUAAAAUUCAAAAUAUUAAUCAAUUUAAGUUUUUAUAAAUUCUAACCCCUUUUAAAUUUAAACAAAAAUUUUUUGUUCUAAUUAAAAGGGAAGGAGAGUAAGAAAUCAAGAAGAUGCAUUGAUGAGAUACUUCUUUAUUUAUCAAAAAUUAAGGAUGAAAAAUCGCUGCUUAUAUCAGUCCAUGCUAUAAGAGACGAUAUUCCUCAUCUUUUUGAGAUAAAAUUAAAAAAUCUGGUUUUGCUUUUGGCUUGUAUUUUUAAAAGCGAAAAAGAUGAAUUAGUUGGUUUUGCAGUGCCAAAAAAAGAUCUGCCAAAUACAAUUUUUUCUCCCACAGUAAUAUUGAGGAGAAAUGAGUUUGUGUAUGAAUCAGAUAGCAUUAUAAAUAAAGAAGAAACACUGGUGCAGUUCUGAGCAAGCUAUUUUGGAUGAAAUUUUUCAAUGGGAUCAUCUGAAAGCUUAAAUAUGCUCAAAGCAAUUAAUAAUAGAGGUAAGGUUAGUUAAAUUAUAGAAGGUCUCUGAGAUUUAUUUCGGCCCCUUACCGUUAUAGGGCUUUUCCAUGAAUAGCCCGAUAACGGGCUGGCUUCAUCCCUAUAUCGGGCUAUUUAAGGGAAAGCCCUAUAAGCACAGGCGUCUCAUCUUAUCGACAUCCCAAACAAGGCUGCAUCAGCAGUCUCUCAGGAGACUCACCGACAAUGCUUGCGGCAUUGUACUUCCUUAGCCCAAGGUAGAGCUCAGAAUAUGGGCGUGCAUCCAAUGCCCUCUUAGACUACCCUGCCCUUAUUUAGGCGCAUAGUUAAAUCCCAGAAGUGAACUGACUUCGCACCUUUGAUUUGCCGUCUGUGGGCGGAGGAGAAAUGCCUGUUGUGGGAUCCGAACAGGUAAAAGCUGACCCUAAACUUCCUAAUAUUAUUGAAUCCACAUACCUAAGGCUGGAAUCAAUUCACUAGUCACAUUGGACCUUAAACCUCUUGCCACCUUUUUAUAGAGUAAUAAUAGAAAAGAAUUUGAAAUCUACAGAACAGAUUUUAUUCGGACCUUGAUAAAAUUAAAAUGAGAUUCACUAAAAUGUAUAGAACUUUCUCUUCAAUAGCGUGAUAAAGUGUGCAUCCUGGUUUUGACUAAAAGGUCUUUAUAAUUAAAAUAUGGCGUCUUCGUCUGGGUAUGGCCUCCCGGCCAUACAGCCUCGACUCAUAUUUUAAUUAUAUCCGGCAAGGUUUUUACCAUUUCAGAGAUGGACUGCAAUGCUAGGUAAGCAAUUCUGGUAGCUUUCAGAGCCUAGCCCUAGUCUGUUUUCAGGGGUGGAUUUUUCCUCGUGGGGAAGGAAGGUGCAGGGUUGGAAAGGGGAAGCCCAGCAAAGUCCUCUGGACCAUUCGGGCAACUCCCUAGCGUGAAACUGGGCGUUACGUCCCAGGCUUUGCAUUUUUCCUUUUUGCCGAUAGCUGACCAGAAAAAUCCAUUUUUUUGGGUUUUUCGGAAAAGCAACCCAUGUACAAGCAAGUAGCUCAUCCAUGAGCCGUCGAAGACGUGGACAUUUGCCCCAGAAGCACCCUUGGCGAUCGAAGCGAGUCUGUCUCCAGCAGGCUGGUGGGCCCGAUGCGACGAAAGGCGAGUGAUAAACCUGGAGUUGUAACCCCGUAGUGGACGUUAAGCGAUAUAAAUUCUAUAAGAUAAGAUAAGACUAAAAGGUCUUUGGACCAUGAAAAUUUGCUGUUCCUUCUCCGUAAGAGAUGCAAAUAGUGGAAAUGAAGACCUCCUCCCGAUCCAGCCUUGAGAACUUAAAGGAAUGUUCUUUGCCUGGAUAAAGAAUAAACUGGAAAUGUGUGGAACUUUGAUUUCUUGCAAAAAUUUUUAAUUUUGCAAUUUUUAGUUCGUCAAAUUGUUUUGACAAGCCAAUUCUGGCAAGUACUAGAAAAAAAAAAUGAUUACCAUAAUUUUUAAUUUUCUGAUGACAAGGAUAAUCAGAAAUUUUAAUAAAUGGCAUAGGAUCAGAAUACCUAAACUUUAGAAUAUGUGCAAUUUUAUUAUGAAUUAAAAUUUAUAUUGGUUUUUUAAUUUAAUUAAAUUUUCGUAAAUAUUAUUUGAAAUCUUAUAAGCAGAAAUAUGCUUAAUUGUUUGUAUUCGAAAUAAAUUUAAUUUUAUAAAAAACUUUAUUGAAUAUUUAAUUUUAGUAUUUAAAAAAAUUUCUAAAAAUGAAUUUGUGCUCGAGUCCAGAAGCGGAAAAUGAAGGAAUUAAAUAGCUAUUUUAAUACUUUAAAUAUCAAGUUUUGAAUGAAACCGCAUGAGGUGACUUAAGAAUUUUAAUUUUUUUAUUGCUAAUGAAAUCAAGAUGGCGGCUUAAACGAACAAUAAAUAUCUAAAAAUGAGUUUGUGCUCGAAUCCAGAAAGCGGAAAAUAAGGGUACCAAAUAGCUGUCUCAAUACUUUAAAUACCAAGUUUUGAAUGAAACCGCAUGAGGUGACUUAAGAAUUUUAAUUUUUUUAAUGCUUAUAAAAUCAAGAUGGUUUUUUUAAACGACCCAAAAAAAUGUUCAAAAAUGAAUUUGUGCUCGAAUCCAGAAAGCGGAAAAUAAAGGCAUCAAAUAGCUGUUUUAAUACUUUAAAUACCAAGUUUUGAAUGAAGCCGCAUGAGGUGACUUAAGAAUUUUAAUUUUUUUAAUGGCUUAUAAAAUCAAGAUGGCGGCUUAAACGAACAAAAAUUAUUCAAAAAAUGAAUUUGUGCUCGAAUCCAGAAAGCGGAAAAAUAAAGGCACCAAAUAGCUGUUUUAAUACUUCAAAUUUUAAGUUUUGAAUGAAACCGCAUGAGGUGACUUAAGAAUUUUAAUUUUUUUAAUGGCUGAAAAAUCAAGAUGGGCGGCAUAAACAAUCAAAAAAAGUCUCAAUAUGAAUUUGUGUUCGAGUUCAGAAAGGGAAAACAAAGGCAUCAAAUAGCGAAAUUUAAAAUAAGAAAAAUUAAUUUGAGAAAUAUAAAAGUUAGUUCCUAAAAAUUAGCUAAAAUUCUUGCAAACUAUUUAUUAGAAUUCUUAUUAUUUUAAUCUCCAAGAUCUUGGCCCCUUAUAGCUAUUGAAGAAUAUUUUUCAAUAAUACUUUUCAUUAAGACUCUCAUAUUUAUCAAUCCAGCAGCAUAAUUAAUUGAUAAUCAAAAAUUUAAAUCAACAUGACGCAUAUUUAAGCAAAGAUCUAAGCGAAAUUAAUAACAUUUAUGCUUACUUUCACUAUUUUUUUAAGUUUGUUUUUUUGAUCCUUUGCCUUUAUUAAAAUUUUCUGAUCAUUCUUAAAAUCAGAAAAAUAAUAAAUUAUGACAAUUAUUUAUUUUUUUCAUUUCAAGUGCUAGCCAGAAUUAACUCGUCAGAAACCAUUUGACGAAAUCAAAACUUAUUAAAAUUAUAAUUUUUGCAAGAAAUAAAAAUUCCACAAUAACUCAGGUAUAGGGCCUUCCUAUAUAUGGCGCGCAAUGCGCCAUCACCGAGCCAUGUCGGGAGAGGGUUCCACACGAGGAAUGGUUCUACGUGUGGAACCCUCUUUUUGACCUGUGAGAAAACUACUUUCCACGAGCCAAAAAGAGGUUUCCACACGUAGAACCAUUCCUCGUGUGGAACCCUCUCCCGACAUGGCCCGGUGAUGGCGCAUUGCGCGCCAUCUAUAGGAAGGCCCUAUAUUCUUAAUUCAGAACAAAAAAAAUCCCUUCCAGUUCUCGAAACUGGAUGGGCAGAACUCUUCAUUUUCACUAUUUGCUUCUCUUAUGGAGAAGGAACAGCAGAUUUUCAUGGUCAAAGACCUUUUAGUCAAAUCAGGAUGCACGUCUUUUCGCGCUAUUAAAGAAAAAGUUCUAUAUUAUUCUAGCUCAAUCCUUGGUCUUUUGGGCAAAUAUUGCUUUGAUGAUUUUUGCUGUAUUCACUCAAGACUCCUCAAUUUUUUGUGCCUUUAUACUUGUAAAUAUUUUCCUUGGGCUCUAUGAAGUGGUCCAAAUUUAUGCAGACUUUUGAGGCUGCAUUUCAGAUCCAUGAUUCUAUAUAGACACCACUCGUUUGGCGAUGUGCCUUAUAUGAAGCAUCCUCACCAUUAAUGACGACUGCCCUUAUCCCCUCACAUAUUUUACAGCGGCCAUUAAUUUCGCUCGAGGAUCCUCUUAUUUCCGUGCUUUUGAUAUGACUCGUUUUUACGUUAGAUUGAUUUUACAUGCAGUUUACGAUGCGAUAUCAUUUUUGGUUAUUCUUUUAUAUUCGAUUCUUUCUUUUUCAGUGAUUUAUGCAUCAACUGAUCAAUCUAUGGACAUCAUAUCAGUGUGGAAAAAUACCUAUGAGCUUGAAAUCGGACAGUUUGAUAAUGACGGUUUCUCAAUUUUACAGUAUCUUUAUUUCACAGUGGCGAGCUUAAUCAAUGUAAUUGUUCUAUUGAAUUUAUUAGUUUCAGUGCUAGGGGAUUCUUUUUCAAGACUUAAAGAGAUUACCCAAGAAAUUGACUUGGAAGAAAUGCUGAGAGUUAUUAUUGAGAUAGAGACUGUGCUGUUUUGGAGGAGAAACCAUAAUCAAGGAAAAAGGCAAUACAUGCAAAGAUGCGAUUAUUUUCAAGAAAAUGUAAAAAAGGAUGCCCUAGAUGAAAAUGUGAAAGAAUUAAGGGAAGAAAUUAGGUGUUUAAAGCAGGAUAUAAUUGAAUUAAGAAAAAAUGCAAUUAAUAAAGAAUGGUUAAAAGAAGAGAUUCAGGGCUUGUAUGGAAGGCUGAAAAUUCGUGAUAUGGAAGCGUUCAAAGAAGAAAUGCAAAGUUUAGAAAAUAAAAUUGAAAAAAGAGAUAAAGCUUUUGAAGAAAAAAUAGAUGAGAUGCUUAAUGAAAUGAGGCAAAAUCGCUAA